AUGGCCAAGGGAAGUGGACUCUCCAUUGAUUCAGAUCCAUUUGGGUUCUCUCUCCACAAUCCCAUAGUCCUCAACUCCUUUCAACAAGACCAAUAUAACCACCAUCAACCCUGCAGGACCAAGAAGCAGCAGCAGCAGCAGCUUCAUCACUCCUCACUCAACAUGGACAUGGACGCCUCCACAAUUCACCCGACGUCUCCUCCUCCCCCUCCUCUUCCUCCUCCAACUCUGCAAUUCUCAGUCAACCUCAACUGCACCCAUGAAGAUGUUGAUAAUCAUCAUCAUCAUCAUCAUCAUCACCACCAUCAGCACUCUCCUGAACCACCCUCCAAUGAAAAACGUAAAGUCAUCGACGAGAGGGACUUCUUCGCCGAUAACAAGAGCCAUGUUGAUCAAGACAAGUCUGCCUCCGCCGACCCUGCUGAUAAAAUGGACUUACAUGGCCCGACGGAUAUGGAAUUCAACGUAAAUACUGGCUUGAAUCUUCUCCUUACAAACACUAGCAGUGAGCAAUCAGUGGUGGAUGAUGGCAUUUCGUCGAACAUAGAAGAUAAAAGAGCUAAAAGUGAGCUGGCUGUUCUUCAAGCUGAGUUUGAGCGAAUGAACGCGGAGAAUCAACGUUUGAGAGGCAUGCUUAAUCAGGUGACUACCAAUUACAACGCUCUUCAGGUGCAUUUGCUGACUUUGAUGCAAAGCCAGAAGGCUGAGCAGAACAGUAGCGCUGCUGAAGGCCAUGGAGUGUUUGAUGGGAACAACAAAAUGGUGGUGGAAGAAAAGAAGCUCAUUAAUGGCAAUGGAUCGCCAGUAGUGGUCCCUAGGCAGUUUAUGGAUCUCGGGUUGGCUGCCAAUAAUGCUGACACUGAUGAGCCUUCACAGUCUUCAUCUGAGGAAAGAAGCCGCGAACGGUCUGGAUCGCUUGGAGAGAAUGUGAAGGUUGCAGGGCAUAGUGAUGAUCAGGAGAAGAAGGAAUUUGGAAGAGGGAUUGGGAGAGAGGAGAGCCCAGAUCAGCCAUCACAGAGUUGGGCCCCUAACAAAGUUCCAAGGCUCAAUUCUCCCAAAGAGGUUGAUCAAACUGAGGCUACCAUGAGGAAGGCAAGAGUUUCGGUCAGAGCUCGAUCAGAGGCACCUAUGAUCACUGAUGGAUGUCAAUGGCGAAAGUAUGGACAAAAGAUGGCAAAGGGAAACCCGUGUCCUCGAGCUUAUUAUCGAUGCACCAUGGCUGCUGGUUGCCCAGUUCGUAAACAAGUACAAAGAUGUGCAGAAGAUAGGACAAUCCUAAUUACUACAUAUGAAGGCAAUCACAACCACCCAUUGCCUCCAGCAGCCAUGGCAAUGGCAUCAACUACUUCAUCCGCGGCACGAAUGCUACUCUCGGGGUCUAUGCCGAGUGCAGAUGGCCUAAUGGACUCAAACUUCCUCACCAGGACAAUCCUCCCAUGCUCCUCUAGCAUGGCCACCAUCUCAGCCUCAGCACCAUUCCCUACUGUUACAUUGGACUUAACACAAUCACCAAACCCUUUACAGCUCCAAAGGCCACCAGGCCAAUUCAACAUCCCAUUCCCAAACCCAUCUCAGAAUUUCACCAAUGGACCCGUCUCAUUGCUGCCUCAGAUUUUUGGUCAAGCACUCUAUAACCAGUCAAAAUUCUCUGGCCUGCAAAUGUCACAAGACAUGGAGCGUGCCCAACUGGGUCACCAACAGCAACCAGGGCACCAAGGGCAGCAGCAGAACUCAUUGGCUGACACUGUCACUGCAGCCACUGCUGCCAUUGCAGCUGAUCCAAACUUCACUGCAGCACUGGCAGCAGCCAUCACCUCCAUUAUUGGCAAUGCUCAUCCAAACAACAAUAGUAACAACGGCACCAACCCUGCAACCAACUCAAACAACAACAAUGGCAAUGGCAACGGCAACGCCACCAGCAACAACAAUAAACUUAGCAAUUCAAGUUUUCCAGCCAACUAA
This is a messenger RNA of Prunus armeniaca (apricot), 1962 nucleotides long. The record is from the annotation of a GenBank genome assembly. Lineage: Eukaryota; Viridiplantae; Streptophyta; Magnoliopsida; Rosales; Rosaceae.